AUGUACACUACUGUAAAGGGUGUCAACAAUAGACAAGCUUACUAUAGUAAAAUAGAAUACCAGGAGCGUGUACGUGUAGAAGGACGUUUUGCAAAUGCUAAUGACGCUGGAAUUUUAGUACACCAAAAGGAAUUAACUGUGGACGAAAUCCUUCUACAUGUAGAGACUCGAGGUCCUGCUAUCGUUCUCAUUGACGCAGCGCUACUCACUUGCGAUCUGUGCAAGCAUAACAAAUUACGAGCAGAAUUCAGACGCGCUUUUGGUGGUGCAUACCGUGGUCACUACGUGGUAGUAGUGGGCCGUGGUGGUGAUAAAAUAUUAUAUCGCAAUCCAGCACUGGACCCGCGUCUUUGUGCUACUUCACCUGCUCGCCUGCAUGCCGCUCAUCGGGCUCCUGGCACCGAUUUUGAUGUUAUACUUAUUUUUAGAAACUAUAGAUAG
Parnassius apollo (apollo) is the source of this 441-nucleotide messenger RNA. Lineage: Eukaryota; Metazoa; Arthropoda; Insecta; Lepidoptera; Papilionidae. The record is from the annotation of a GenBank genome assembly.